AAAAAUUAGAUGUUUUGUACAUGAAUUUUUGAUUGGUGGAAGGAAAAAGAAUAAUACACGAUACGAUGCAUAAUUGGUCGUUAAUUGUGUGAAAACAUGCUCGACAGAUUUUUUUAACGUUCUUGACUUUCUGCGCCUUUUGUGAUCACGCUUCUCCUCGACCGGUACUACCGCCAUCUUGUUUGUUUCAUCAAUAAAGAGAGUGUAAGACUUGGGGACGAUUAAAAUUGGUUUAAAGUGUUUCUAUUUGUGUCUUGUAUACGUUGAACAGUAAUAAAAGCCGUGAAUAUGUCCCACGGUGGUAGAAACGAAUGUAGAAUUUACGUGGGCAAUUUGCCGCCCGAUAUAAGAACGAAAGACAUUCAAGAUUUGUUCUACAAGUUCGGUAAAGUUAUCUUUGUUGAUUUAAAAAACCGUAGAGGCCCACCGUUCGCUUUUGUCGAAUUUGAUGAUCCAAGAGACGCCGAGGACGCGGUACACGCGAGGGAUGGAUACGAUUACGAUGGUUAUAGAUUACGCGUUGAAUUUCCAAGAGGCGGUGGCCCUAGUAAUAAUUUUCGUGGGGGUCGUGGAGCAGGUGACAGCGGAAGAGGUGGUCGGGGUGAAAUGAGUAAUUCUCGAGGUCGUGGACCGCCUGCAAGAAGAUCUCAAUACAGAGUUCUUGUUACCGGUUUACCUCCGUCUGGCAGUUGGCAGGAUCUGAAGGAUCAUAUGCGCGAAGCUGGCGAUGUUUGCUUCGCCGAUGUUUAUAAAGACGGCACUGGAGUUGUCGAAUUCUUACGAUACGAAGACAUGAAAUAUGCAGUGAAGAAAUUAGAUGAUUCAAGAUUUAGGUCUCACGAGGGCGAAGUAGCCUAUAUUCGUGUGAAAGAAGAUCAUAGCAGUGGCGAUAGAGGUCGCAGCGAAGAUAGAGAGAGGGGUCGAAGUCAUUCACGAAGCUAUAGUCCACGACGUCGUGGUUCACCAACCUAUUCACCAUUACGGCGUAAUUACUCGCGAUCAAGAUCUCGCUCCAGAUCUCGUUCAUACGACUAGUGUGUACGUAUAUGUUUCACAUGGUAAUAUAAGUAAAGGCUUAUCAAUAUUUGCUUUACCAUGUUUCAUUAUUACUGAUUUGAAUUUCACUUAAAGACACCUUCCAAUCCAAAUCGAAUUUGUACAAAUUAUAAAAAAUUAUUACUAUUCAUGUUGCUUGAAUUUAACAAUUGUAUUGUACGUAAUGUAUAGUUAGAGCACGGUUCAUUUUACAUAUACCAAAAUUAUAUUUUCGAUGAUUUCGUCAUUUUUUUUUCUUUAUUAAUUUUUAAAUUAUGUUCGUCACGGAUCAAUGCGGGUGUAACAUUUAUUUUAUGGGUACGCAUUUAGAAUAAAUCGUUUGAAUACAUCUGAAAUAGCAACUAGCCAACUAGAUUCUCUUACGAGUAAACGCUGACAUAAAGUUUUUAAUGUCAUAUUCCCGUUGUUUUAAUAAAGAGGAAUCGUGCUCGUAUUAAUCGCAUAUUAUUGUUGAUGGUAUACUGGUUAGAGUUACAUUUAUGUUUAAAAAAUACAUUCCUUUAUAUUUUGCAAUUUGUUUUGAACACCACACAUCGAUAUUUGAAAUGUGUAACAAUUUUGAAGUAUUACGACAUGAGAACCUAAACCGGAGCGACUAAUAUUAUUUCAGCUAUUCAAUCGGCAUUCACAUUAAUAAGUAGCAUUUUGUUGUAUAGUUACCAAUAUUGCCUACGUUCAGCGUGAUCAUUCUCGAUGCACUGCACAGUACCACGAUUGGUAAAUAUACCGCAAUAUUUAACUUUAUGUGAAUGCAGUCUGUGAUUGUGUUUUUUUACACAUAUUUAUCCACAUUUGCCGUGAUGAAAACAGCACAUUUUUAAGCAAAUUUAACAUGUAAAACUCUUUCAAGCUUCUAAUGCUAAAAUGCUUAUUGUAAACAUUUCUAAAGCUAACAUUCUUUUUUUUUACGAUUAACAGCACAAAAUUAUACCGCAUAUGUUUGAAAGAAGAGAAGUAAUGCCAUAACGAAGUACAUAUACGUGUAUAUUUUUAAUGUGCAUAUAUAGCAUGCAAGAUAAAAUAGAGUAUAUUUCAAAUAAUUAAUAGAUUAUACUAGACAUACGAUCAGAAAUUUUAUUUUGUUUGCAUGAGUACUUAUUUCCAUUUGCUGUAAUUGUUACAAGAACGUCGUAUCAUUAUUGAAGUUUGAUAUAACAAAAAGAAUGAUGGUCUCAAAGUUCUGCUGUUUUUUCACGAUGUAUUUACCACUUCACGAAUUUAGACUCAAAGACAUUGGAUUUAAUUACACGCGGGGGAGAAACUGCAAACAUAAAACAUUAUGGCAUUUUUCGAUAUAACACCAUUAAAAAAUUACAUCUCGUGCUAAGUAUUAAUUUAAACAGAUUAUUCGUGUGUACAAAUACAUACAUCAAGGUUGUUUACACGGCUCAACGGCGUUUAAGUUAUUACACAAAUUUAAUUACUUUUUGUUUUGCCUAUAUAAUGAUGACAAUACAACAUACUCUUUGUGGUGAAAAUAUAAUACUUAAUACCUAGAGAAUGUAAUACAUCGAUAACCAUCGACCGAUGGUACAUAUAGGGCAUAACAUUUGAUAAAUAUAGGUAAAAAGAUUUAUUUUUUACUAAAUGAUUAAUAUUCAUAUGACCAAUUUGCUUUGGGAAAAACACAUACAGCUAUCAUUUAUCAUGUAUUGAUAUAUUGUUCGUUUGAUACAGUAACAAAUUAAAGUACAUCACAAUUUAUUUAAGUGUUCCUUAACGACGAUCAUCUGGCCAUUCUUCUGGUUUGACGAAAAACUGUGUGUUAUGUACUACUUCAGAACGAAAAAAAAGAAAUCCAACUGAAAAUUAUUAUUAAGAAUAUAAUAACGUGUCUAUUACAAUUGUAUGGAUAUCUGUGAAAUGUCCAUAUUGAAGUAUAUUUUAAGUUAUACACGACUUACCUUGAGAAAUGUGUGUUUUUUUUGUUUUUUUUUUUCAUUGGCCGGAUGAUUUAUUAACAAAAUACGUUCUGCUGCACAUUUCUCGUUUAACGUUUUCCUUUUGAAAAUAUACAGACAAAUUUAUUCUAUUAUACGUCAGAUAUGUUGAAGGAAAACAACUAUUUCGUGUAUUCUUGAGAAUGUUAUUAUUGCAAAUUGAUCCUGUGAUUUUCGCUUAUUUUCCGCGACAUUUGUGUGUAUUCGUCGAUAUAGAAAAGGUUUUAAAUUUAUAUUAAACAAGCGGGGAGUAUUCCUUUGUACAAUAUUUGCUCAAUUUACGACAUAUUAUCACACAUUUGAGUAUCGCAAGUCAUAAGGAUUAUAUUUGCAGUGAUAAAUUUUAUAUAUAACAUUAAUGCAUAUUGUAUAAGGGACUAAUGUAUUUUUUCUUCUUUUGUAUAUUGGAUUGGAUUGUAACACAAUGAAUGAAAAACUGAAAUCGACACGAUCUUACUUCUUGGAUGGAUAUAAUACACAUUCGCUUGACGGUGGGAUGAGAUGGAAUGCGUUUUGGAUGGAUUUUGUAUGGAGCAUAUAUUAUAAAAGGAUUAUACGUAAAUGCGAAUACAAAUAAUGAGACAGUAAGGAUACUUUCAAGAGGAAGUUCAGGAUCAGGAAAGGAAUUGGAUGAAAGAAACAAUGCAUUUCAUUCAAGGAUUCUCAAUUAGCUGGAUUUUCAUCAGAAAAACGUUGGCAAAUCCAUUACAAGGAUUCGAAACGAUUAUCCAUAGUUUUCUUUCGUAAAUUACCGGGGAAAAGAUAAUAGUAUCGAUAUCAAAUCGUGUUAGCAGUGUCUUUAUAUUGACGAACUAAAGAAAGAGAAUAACCAUAACGAAAUGCGCGUAACGAAGAGUUUCGACGUGUAUCACGUGCUUGUACAGAUUUCUCGAUUACUCAAGUGUUUUCGUAAUUCAUCAUUGUUUUCGCGAUUCAAGCCACAACGAAGUGACUCUCGUAUCUUUCUCUUACGUUCAUGAACCGUCAGAACUGGUAAUGGAAUGUCAACAUUGUACAUUUUGUUUUCGAAAGUACUUACAGUUUCCGUAUGAUCGGACGUUAACACUGAUAUUUUAAAAAAUUUUUUUUUUAUCGUUACCGAAACAAUAAUUCUGAUUCUCGUCCGAGGAAGUUCGCUAAAGGAAGUAUCAGACUUCUCAUCUGUAUCGGAGAAAGUGAUCGAUGACUCGCGAACACGAAAAUGGAACGAACUGUGGUUCAACGCGACGGGGAGAGGAUUAUGCUCUUUCAACAAUCUUCUUAGUUUCUCGUUCGAUCCGUGCGAUAAGUUUGGUAUAGGCGAUAUACGAUCGGAAGCUCCACGUUUAGAACUCCCCCCUCAGGAUCAAGGAGAACGGAAAGUGAUCCUACAUGGAAACUCUGUUCGCGUUGUAAAUAGAGCGUGGGCUUACACUUCCACUCGAAAUCAAAUCGUCCGAAUGUUCUUCUCUCGGCUAUUUCGAUCUUGGAAUUGUGUAUCAUUGAUCAAUCGUGGGCGUGUGUAUGUUCCAUAAUAUACAUGUGCGGUGUAGUAUGAACUGGUACCACCGGUCGUCGGGACUAAUAACGCGCGCAAGAGGAAUAAAAUAACUGUUCGGGGUUGACAAAAUCAAAGUAAACAGAAUCCUUCAUCUUAACGAGGACUGGCUCUCCCUAGUAGUAGAGGAUCUCCCGGGACAAAAAAAAAAUAAAAUAAAAUAAAUAAA
Colletes gigas is the source of this 4702-nucleotide messenger RNA. It is a transcript of the gene SF2, whose product is annotated as serine/arginine-rich splicing factor 1B. Gene Ontology annotation, molecular function: mRNA binding. Gene Ontology annotation, cellular component: ribonucleoprotein complex; cytoplasm; nucleus. NCBI's taxonomy places the organism in Eukaryota, Metazoa, Arthropoda, Insecta, Hymenoptera, Colletidae. The record is from RefSeq and is a predicted model, not a curated record. The coding region runs from base 289 to 1035 and encodes 248 amino acids. The transcript is spliced from 3 exons.